This is a messenger RNA of Corticium candelabrum, 312 nucleotides long. RefSeq lists its product as uncharacterized. The record is from RefSeq and is a predicted model, not a curated record. Lineage: Eukaryota; Metazoa; Porifera; Homoscleromorpha; Homosclerophorida; Plakinidae. Bases 4 to 312 code for a protein of 102 amino acids. The transcript is spliced from 3 exons.
GAGAUGAUGCUAAACUUAUUUCAAGGUGCAAUAAAGAGAUCAGCAGAAGGAAGUACAUGUCAAAGGUGUAGCAAUAUCCCAAGUAGAAACGUGUCCUCAGCCUAUUUCAUUUGUAGACCAAACGACGUUGCAGUCAAGGAAGCCUAUACUCUCUUGCUUGAUCAACUUGAACAGUCGAAUGCAUCACAGGAGAGAGUUGACAAAUUGGAUCAGUCAAGUGAGCCAACACCAAAAGAGGAAGGUAAGUAUAACAAGCCAAUAUCUAGGAUUUGCGUCACACAACUUGCAUUAAUUGGCAACGUGGCCAUCUAA